This is a messenger RNA of Paramecium tetraurelia, 429 nucleotides long. RefSeq lists its product as uncharacterized. The transcript has a single exon. Lineage: Eukaryota; Ciliophora; Oligohymenophorea; Peniculida; Parameciidae. The record is from RefSeq and is a predicted model, not a curated record.
AUGUUUAAGUCUUCAACAUCUUUAAGCUUAAAAAGUGAUACAAUAAUUGCUGAAAGAUCAAUAUACACAAUGUAAACAAUCAGAACAAGAGAAAGUUCUAUUUAGUUAAGAAAGUUGGAAAAUAAUGAAAAAUAGUAGCAAGCUCGAGAGUAUUAAAACAGUAGUUGUUAUUAUGAUAAAAAAGAAUUAGAUUUCAAUAAAAAUAUGCAAUAACUUAAUAAUAAAACCUAUAAAAAUGGAAUAAUAGGAACUGAAAGCACUUAGAAAAAAAAAGAAGCAAGACUUAUCACAAAGACGAUGUAUUCUAAUUAGCAAGAAUAAAAAUAAAAGGAAUUCAUAAAAUUAAUAACAAUUGGUCUCUGUUUGGUAAUGAUAUCAGUAAUAAUCUUUCAUAAAAAAGAACCACAGCAGAUUAAAAGCUUAUUUUGA